Solanum stenotomum is the source of this 907-nucleotide messenger RNA. RefSeq names its product F-actin-capping protein subunit alpha-like. The transcript is spliced from 5 exons. Bases 183 to 485 code for a protein of 100 amino acids. Lineage: Eukaryota; Viridiplantae; Streptophyta; Magnoliopsida; Solanales; Solanaceae. Gene Ontology annotation, molecular function: actin filament binding. Gene Ontology annotation, cellular component: actin cortical patch; F-actin capping protein complex. Gene Ontology annotation, biological process: actin cytoskeleton organization; barbed-end actin filament capping. The record is from RefSeq and is a predicted model, not a curated record.
CUUGCGUCAAGUGAUAUCUUGUUAUAGCACGUCUGACUUGUCAAUUGGGUCAACUGAUACUUCUUAUAGCUUUGUCUACAGAACCUGAUACUAUAUGCAUCUUCUGUAGCAAUGGAAGCUGGCGAUCAAUAUGGAAUAUUGAAUUUAAGGAUGAAAUUCAAUCUGUAGAAGUGAGAGGCGAAAUGCAGGUUGGCGUCCAUUACUUUGAAGAGGGAAAUGUACAGCUAGAUGCAAAACACGAAUGUAAGGAUACAACGCUAAUUCAGUCCCCAGAUGAUUCUGCAAUUUCCUUGGUCAACAUUAUUCGCCACCAUGAGACUGAGUAUCUGGCUUCUCUUCAGACAUCUUACUUGAAAUUGCCUGAUACCACUUUCAAGGACUUGCGGAGGAAGCUUCCCGUUACUCGUACAUCGUUCCCAUGGCACAACACUGCACAAUUUAGCCUUACAAGAGACAUUGAAAAAGAAUUUGGAAUUGGAAAAUAGAAACAUUGCAUGUCUUUUAUACAAGUUGAACAUGUAUACACCAUUCUUGAUAUGACAAGCGAGUUUACUUGAGAUUGCCGUCUCCGGCUAUUUGCUGUCUUCUCCCUAUUGUAUUCCUUCGAGAGAGGAAUUUUCAUUUUCAGUUAUUUUACCAUGUUUGCUAAUGUGUGAACUGCCCCUUAGUUGUUAAUUUGCCAGUUGGCCUGAGAGAGUUGUGUAUUGCUGUGAAGAGUUGUAAAGUACUGAAUUGGAAGUCUUUCUUCAUGGUUUUUAACCUUGGAAUGACUGAACAAUGCUGGUAAAGAAUGAUACUUUUUAGUUGUUAUAAUGUACUUGCUUUUUUCAAACGUUUGAAAGGUCGAGGCGAAUCCAACCAUCAAAAUGUUCAAACUUUGUUGUAAUUUCAUAUAAUCUGUCCCUUU